CGAGCGCUGGAAGUAACAGGCUGGAGACUCAAAGCAUGUGUGUUUAUGAGUAGCUCUCGGCUGAUUGGCUGAGCCGAAAGUGUGAACGACUGUGGGGAGGAGGAUGCAUGAGUCGGGGUGGGGUAAGGGGCGUAUCCUCCCCUCUCUCUGUUUGCCUGGUGUCCCUACUUGAUGAGAUCAGCGGAUCGCCUUUCAUCAUGAGGCAGCUCUCACGCUGCUGCUCGCACUGCCGUCUGUCCUCUUUCUCUCUCUUCUUCCCUUUCUCUGUCUUUCGGGCCACUGAGCUGGAGCCGCGACACAGGACGGAGUAAGGAGUGCGGAGUGGGACGGAGGCUGCCACGGCUGGGAUUAACCUCAGGGAGGGGGUUGGGGGGGGUUACGUCUCUGGGGAGAAGCUUCUUUUCUCCUUCCUCAGCAGGCAGACACAGAAAAGAGAAAGAACUAGUGUGCGCUCCUUCUCACAAAGAGAGGAGCUCCUUUCUUCCUUUAUUCCAGCGGUUUUCCUUGUUUUUUCCCUGAACGGGUGACAACAGGGGAGUUCUGCCGGGGAGACCAUCUCAACCGGGUCGGUGUAAGCACCGGCUUCAGUAAGGCUGGCACUUUCGCCACUGCCAGACGCUGACGUGAGUUUGGGGGCCUCAGGCUGUCGUCUUGGUGCUUUGAUGAGGUAACGGCGGACCCCAGAAGCCCAGCCCCUGUGUUGCGCCACCCCUUCCCUCUCUCCUCCUCCCUACCCCUAUCCAACCAGCCAAGCCAUGGGCCAGAAGAUCUCGGGGAGCAUCAAGUCCGUAGACGUGCGCGGAGAGCCAUCCUACAGGCCCCUGAGGAGGGAACUGAGAGGGCCAGAUUUCUUCAAGCCAGCCCGGCUGGACCUACUCCUGGACAUGCCCCCUGCUCCGUAUGAGCAGCAGCUUCGACAUGCCUGGAACCCGGACGACCGCUCGCUUAAUAUCUUCAUCAAGGACGAUGACAAACUCACCUUCCAUCGGCACCCUGUUGCCCAGAGUACCGAUGGCAUUCGUGGACGGGUGGGAUACACACGAGGACUCCAUGUUUGGAGGAUCCAUUGGCCUGCUAGGCAACGGGGCACACAUGCGGUGGUGGGUGUGGCCAUGCCAGAUGCCCCUUUGCACUCAGUGGGUUACACUUCUUUAGUUGGCAGUGAUAGCGAGUCCUGGGGCUGGGACCUGGGACGAAACAAGCUCUACCAUAACAGUAAGAACCGGCCGGUCUCUUCUGCACCCACAUACCCAAGCUUCCUGGAGCCAGAGGAGGCCUUUGUGCUGCCAGAUGCCUUGAUAGUAGUGCUGGACAUGGAUGAGGGCACAUUGAGCUUCAUGGUGGACGGACAGUACCUCGGAGUGGCCUUCAGAGGUCUUAAGGGCAAAAAGCUGUACCCCAUCGUCAGUGCGGUGUGGGGCCACUGUGAAAUCACCAUGCGCUACAUCAAUGGUCUAGAUCCGGAGCCGCUCCCUCUGAUGGACCUGUGUCGACGUGCAGCGCGGGUGGCUCUGGGACGAGAGCGUCUACAGGAGAUCGAGACAUUGCCUUUGCCCCAGUCUCUGAAGAAUUACCUCCAAUACCAGUGAGAGCGUGGGUCCUCACAAAGAGAUGCACACACGGACACCGAGAGGAAGCCUGAGGGGCUACUAUAGCGCCACCAUCAGGCCGCAGUGGGAAAAUGUUUACAUUGUGGCUCACUGGUGGAAUCUUAAAUUAGUUUUUUGCUUUGUUUUGUUUUUCAGUUUUUAUUUUCCUCUUUAUGAGUUGUUUAAAUUAUUGAUGGCUUUGGAAGAAGCUCGAGGGACAGUGUGACGCAGGGCUAGAGCGGCGGCUCAACAGACCUGCAGCGCCUCCAGGUGUGCGUCUCGCCCUGAAGAAUACAACAGGAAGCGACAUUUCAGAAAGCACAUUAACCUUGGGAUGCCUUUGAAAGCCCACAGUUAUAAUCGUUCCUCUUUCCCUGGGUGUAAAGCCUGCAGAGCACAGUCAUUGGACACAGGAGACCGAGGCCACCGCAGGUCGGGCUCAGCUGCCUCCCGAGUCAAAAUCCACCACACGGGAGCCUCAGCGGAAGAAACGAGCCCUGGAAGGUGCCGAGCAGGUGCCAGUACCUUCGCACAGGACCACCAGGGGACGGUUACAUGACUGACAGCAAACAUUUCCCAUUUUUUCUGAGAUGGAUGUGUAUUCCCGAGGACACACUUGUGCGUAUGCACGAAAACGACCAACAAUCAUACGGAUUUCACUUCUUUUUGUUCUCUGUGGACUUGAGUCACUUUUCUAUCUGAUUUUAAUGUCAGUGUGAGAUUUCAGUUGAUGAUGAUGAUGAUUUUAUCAAGAUGUUUGGCUAUCGUUUAAUUUUAUUUAUCAGGUUCUAGUUCCUUUUUAAUGAACUGAGGAUGUGCGAGCGAGCACAUAGAUAUCGAACAUUAUCAUACACUCGUCACAUAUGGCUUUCUAUUUUAAACUGGGAUGCUGCUUUUAUUAUAAAUAAUAUUAUUAUUAUUAUUCUGUCUGAACGCUCAGAUAGAAGUCUGGUUUUUCCGAGGCACACAGUGGAAUGUAAAGAUCUUGCUAGCGUUAGCAUAUUUGAAAUGUGAAUAAAAGCCAAGUGAAUGAGAA
Molecule: messenger RNA, 2625 nt
Organism: Sinocyclocheilus rhinocerous
Lineage: Eukaryota; Metazoa; Chordata; Actinopteri; Cypriniformes; Cyprinidae
Gene: spsb4a
Product: splA/ryanodine receptor domain and SOCS box containing 4a
Exons: 3
Coding region: 756-1589 (277 amino acids)
Biological process (GO): proteasome-mediated ubiquitin-dependent protein catabolic process
Cellular component (GO): SCF ubiquitin ligase complex
Molecular function (GO): protein binding
Source: RefSeq, a predicted model, not a curated record